AUGGUGGCAUCCAGCGGAGGCGGCCGGAACCACGCCGCCCAGCAGGCGCCAAUGUCGCUGCCCGUCCGGACCCUGAAGCAGCAGGACUCCAGCGCUGCGGGAUACGGCAACGGCGAGGCGCGUGCCCGGCCGCGCGCCCAGGAGACAGUGCUCCCUUCGCCAAUCCCCUGCCGAUCACGGUCCGGGAGGUUCGACGCGCCGACGAACAGCCCCUCGCCGUCGCCGAAGAGGCUGUCGCCCGCUUCGUCCAUGUCCAACGAGACAUUGGCCAAGGCCAGCGAGGAGCAGGCUGACGUCCCGAAGCGGAGGAGCACACACAAGUCCUACAUUUCCUCCCCGCCGCCACCGCUGCCACCUCCACCUCCAUUCCUCGUCCACGGCUACCACCCUGUGGCUGAGCGCCGGACCACGGCGGCGAAGAGUUUCAAGGAGCGUGCGCCACGGCCGGCGCGCUGCGCUGCUGUGCUUGCUAUGCUUGGCGCCUUGGCCUAG
Messenger RNA from Lolium perenne, 492 nucleotides. Lineage: Eukaryota; Viridiplantae; Streptophyta; Magnoliopsida; Poales; Poaceae. The record is from RefSeq and is a predicted model, not a curated record.